AUGAUUACUAAGAUUGACCCCUAUCCACGAAAUGGAUCAGGAGCAUAUAACGCUGAAGCAGACGUUCAAACAAAUUUCGUUUCGUCGUCAAUGGAUAACGGGAGAGAUGUUGAAACUUCAUUAUUAACAAAUCACACAAGUAGAGCUUUACCUUCAAAUAAAAUAAGAAAAGCAGAUGCUCAAAAAUCAUGUACCUGCCUUGGACCUCGGGUGUUUUUCGUUACAUUCCUUUUCUUGGCUUUUCUUGUCAUUUGCUCUUUGUAUUUUUACAAUGUCGUCACAGUUUGUUCAUCAAAGGACUGUAUCAUUAGUACAGCUCGUUUACUUUCCAAUUUAGAUGAAAAUAUUGAUCCAUGUACAGAUUUCUAUGAAUAUGCCUGUGGCGCAUGGAUCAACCGAACAGCUAACUUAAACUAUGAUGCUUGGAAUACCUUGUAUUCAGUUACAUUUGCUGCUCAUGAUCGAGUCGUCAGAGCAGUUUUUGAACAUGGUGGUCGAGGCUUACCUCAUAAAUUGAAUAAAGGAGAACAAAGUGUUAUUCGAGUUUUCGAACAAUGUGCUGAUGCUGAAUCGUUGGCUAAGAUUGGUACAAAGCCAGUUAAUGAUUUGAGAAAAAAAUUGGGUGGAUGGAUGCCAGAUCUGGAUAUGCCUCGAUCACGAAGAGAUUUAGACGAACAAUUAUAUGAAUUGGAUGAUGAUGAUCAAUUAUAUAUUUUACUUAAGAAGACACAAGAACGACAUCGUAGACAAUCUAAAUUGAUGGAGCCAUUUGAAGAUCAACUACUUGGAUUUUUCAAUUUAUCCGUAUUUCCGUUAUUCUUUGCGGGAGUUCAAGUAAACUACAAACAGUCGUCAGAAUAUAUAAUAACGAUAUAUGAGCAAGUACCAUUGAUGCCAGAAGCAUCUGUAUACAAAGAGCCGGAACCACAAGUUGAAGAUCUUAUGAAUAACAUGGGACCACAUCAAAUUUUACUAUAUUUAAACACAGUUGGAAGGGAAAUGGCUGAACUAUUUGGAGAGAAUUAUGAAGGCUUCCAAAAGCGAAUAGCGGAAAUGAUAGUUUUAGAAUGGAAAAUUACAAACUGUAGACAACCGCCAUCUGAAUUUUCCAAUUACUAUUAUCAAAUUAUAACAUUAGAUGAACUUCAACGAAGGGCUCCCAUGCUUGACUGGAAGUAUUUCCUAUCUGGCUUGACUAACCAUGAGUUAUCUUCUGAUGAGAAAAUAGCUCUGAAGCCAGGCAUGGCAUGGAUUGAACAAUUAAGUCGAAUCAUUGAAGAAUAUCGUUCAUCAUUUGAAAAGCAAAUGAUCCUUCAGAGCUACAUGAAAUGGAAAGUGUUCGUUUACUUUCUUUCAUAUACACGUCCUCAGUGUGAGAUUCAGCAGCUAUGGAAAUUCUUAACUUACUACUCUGGCCCACGUCAUCUACGUAAAGAGUUCUGUAUUCUAAGACUGUCUGGCAUUUUUCCUCUUUCAUCAGCCUCUCUUCUCAGAAAGAUAGAUGGACCAGAGAAUGUUGAUAAGACACGUCAAAUGGUUUUGGAAAUGGCAGAGUUUGUACGUCAGGAGUUAUAUGGAGAAUGGGAAAAUAGCAAAAAUUUAGACGAAAAAACGAAAAUGAACGUCUUGCAGAAGGUCUUGAACAUGUCCAUCCAUUCGAGCUUUCCUGACAAGGCUCUUGAUAAGGAUGCAAUGGAAGCUGAAUCUUCAAGAGUUGGUGAAACGUUCUUUGAAUCCAUUAAGAUUGGUGCAUCUGCUGUCUAUAAGGAAACUCUCAAACGGUUACGUCAACCUGUUGAUGAGAAAGACUGGAUAGAUACUCGACCAGCAUUAUCUGCAAUUCCUAUCCAUAACUACGAGAGAAACUUGGUACUUGUGCCCAUGGAUGUUCUCAAUCCACCAAUCGCUGAUUAUAAACAAUUAGAUUCACUCAACUAUGGAGCUAUAGGAAGUUUCGUCGGCCAUGAGAUGAGUCAUGCCUUUGAUGCUGAAGGAAAACAACAUGGCCCAACCGGAAAUUUAGAAUGGAACGAAUAUUGGACCGAAAAAUCUGCCCAAAACUAUGAAGAUGUCAUCUCAUGUGUGAUUGAACAUUAUACGAAUAUAUCUGGGAGGGAGCAGGCAAUUGUUUCAAGACGUGAAAAUAUUGCAGACAUCAUGGGAUUAGAGAUUUCCUAUAAGGCGUGGAAAAAACACGGUAGAGAUCGAUGGGUUCAUAGUACUGUUGGUGAUAUAACCCCGGAUCAACGCUUUUUCUUAUCCUUUGCCCAAAGUUGGUGUGCCUUAGAUGGUCCUGGAAUUCAUCAAGCAGUUCAUUCGAAAGAGAGGCAACGGGUCAUGGGUGCUUUGAGUAACUCGAAGUCAUUUUCAAAAGCAUACCAAUGUCCUGUCGGAUCGAGGAUGAAUCCUAAAUCUAAAUGCGAUUUAUGGUAA
Messenger RNA from Auanema sp. JU1783, 2433 nucleotides. Lineage: Eukaryota; Metazoa; Nematoda; Chromadorea; Rhabditida; Rhabditidae. The record is from the annotation of a GenBank genome assembly.